Pochonia chlamydosporia 170 is the source of this 2268-nucleotide messenger RNA. Its product is annotated as sulfate permease. Gene Ontology annotation, biological process: transmembrane transport. Bases 1 to 2268 code for a protein of 755 amino acids. The transcript has 6 exons. NCBI's taxonomy places the organism in Eukaryota, Fungi, Ascomycota, Sordariomycetes, Hypocreales, Clavicipitaceae. Gene Ontology annotation, molecular function: secondary active sulfate transmembrane transporter activity. Gene Ontology annotation, cellular component: membrane. The record is from RefSeq and is a predicted model, not a curated record.
AUGGGGAAUACCUUGGCAAAAAGUAUAGCUAUCAGGCUCGGUCGCAGGGAGGAGCCCCAUGACCUGGUCGAGUCGACAACCGAGCCUAACAAUUUGUUUCAGGCAUAUGUCGAGACCAAACCUACUGUUGUUGGGUAUAUCAAAGAGCAUCUUCCCACAAAAACAGGAACUGUAAACUACGUGUACAGCCUAUUUCCGUUCUUGUCGUGGAUUUUUCAUUAUAAUACCACUUGGCUACUUGGCGAUAUUACUGCUGGCGUUACGGUCGGAUUUGUUGUCGUUCCCCAAGCAAUGGCAUAUGCCCUCCAGGCACAAUUAUCCCCUGAAUAUGGCCUAUAUACAUCAUUUAUCGCCAUGUUGCUGUACUGGGCGUUCGCAACAUCGAAGGAUAUCACAAUCGGCGCUGUCGCCGUCAUGUCAACUUUGGUAGGAAACAUCAUCGUCCGUGUACGGGCUGAAUACCCCGAGUUUACUCCAGAUCAGAUUUCACGCGGCUUGGCUCUCAUUUCGGGCACUUUCCUGCUUAUUGUCGGUCUUAUCAGAGUCGGGUGGAUCGUGGAGUUCAUCCCUCUCGUGUCUAUUACCUCGUUUAUGACAGGAGCUGCCAUAAGUAUUGCCGCCGGCCAAGUCCCUGCCUUGAUGGGCAUCUCGGGCAUCAACACUCGAGAGGCGGCCUCCGACGUCAUUAUCAACACGCUGAAGGGCCUUCCAAGGACCAAGAUUGAUGCCGUAAUGGGACUCUCCGCCUUAUUCCUUUUGUAUUCGAUCCGAUGCACUUGUAACUACAUGGCUACUAGACAGUCCAGCAGGAAGCGGCUCUGGUUCUUCGUAUCUACUCUUCGCCUGGCUUUCGUUAUCCUCCUCUAUACUCUUGUCAGCUUCCUUAUUAACCGUGGUGUUACAAAUGUUAAUGAAGCGAAGUUUAAGAUUUUGGGAAAUGUACCAAGAGGUUUCCAGAAGAAAGGCGUGCCAGAUGUCAACACGAAACUGCUGAAAGCUAUAGCCCCGGAGCUUCCGGCCACUAUUAUUGUCCUGAUUAUCGAGCACAUUGCCAUCUCGAAGUCUUUUGGCAGAGUCAACAACUACACCAUCAAUCCCUCUCAGGAGCUUGUCGCCAUAGGGCUUGCGAACCUGUUUGGGCCAUUCUUGGGUGCUUAUCCCGCUACCGGUUCGUUCUCGAGAACUGCUAUCAAGUCGAAGGCUGUCGUGCGAACGCCACUUGCCGGAAUUUUUACAUCGAUCAUUGUCCUGCUCGCACUGUACGCUCUUACGUCUGUCUUCUUCUACAUUCCCAUGAGCAAUACUGGGAGAUGUCCCCCGGACUUUCUCAUCUUUCUGGCCGGCAUCCUCAUGACCAUUUUCACGUCUCUAGAAAAUGGAGUAUACCUGACCAUUGCUUCUGCUGCUGCGUUAUUGCUCAUACGUAUUGCCAGAGCCAAGGGUAGCUUCCUUGGCAGAGUGCGAAUUUACGCAGUUUCCGCUGGAGAUUUAAACUCAAAGAAAGAAGGAUCUGAAAGGCCGUCUCGCGACGCGUUCUUGUCUAUCAUGAAUUGCACGCCGUACAACGAAGACGUCGAAGCAGAGUCGCCAUAUCCAGGCGUUUUCAUUUUUCGAUUUGACGAAGGCUUCAACUACACGAACCAGCAACACUAUCUCGAUAAAUUACUCAAGCACGUGCAGAAGGAAACACGGCCCACGCAACUUGGCAAGCGUACAAAGCUCGGGGAUCGUCCAUGGAACGAUCCGGGACCACGGCGUGGUGAGGUUAACGAUUUGGACGACUCCAGACCAAUCCUCCGCGCCAUCGUCCUUGACUGUUCGUCCGUCAACAGCAUAGAUAUCACCUCUGUUCAAGGUCUCGUCGAUGUCCGUAACGUGCUCAACCAGCAUAGCUACCCCGCGUCCGCCGAAUGGCACUUCGCUAACCUCAACAACCGCUGGACGAGGCGUGCUUUCGCAGCUGCUGGCUUCGGCUAUCCAUCUACGGGACGGAAUGGCACGCUCGGCCAGUGGAAGCCCAUAUUCAGCGUGGCAGCAAUCGAAACAGGAAAUGACAAUCGUCGUUUACGUGUUACGGGCUGUAGAGACGAGGAGAACUGCGUUGACGUUGUCGAGAUCGGACCUGUUAGGUCUGAGGGUAUUGUUGCCCAGGACAAGUUGGCGGCGAUUCAUGGUGUUAAUAGGCCAUUCUUUCACGUCGAUCUUACUGCGGCAGUGGAGAGUGCUGUUGCAAACGCGACAAACAGGGACGCUAAUAUUUCUAAAUAG